Messenger RNA from Ananas comosus (pineapple), 641 nucleotides. RefSeq names its product histone H4. Gene Ontology annotation, biological process: nucleosome assembly. Gene Ontology annotation, molecular function: protein heterodimerization activity; DNA binding; structural constituent of chromatin. NCBI's taxonomy places the organism in Eukaryota, Viridiplantae, Streptophyta, Magnoliopsida, Poales, Bromeliaceae. The record is from RefSeq and is a predicted model, not a curated record. Gene Ontology annotation, cellular component: nucleosome. The transcript has a single exon. The coding region runs from base 147 to 458 and encodes 103 amino acids.
UCCCGUCGCGUAUAUAAUGCCCCCCAAAUGUUCCGAGUCCCUACCCAUCUCGCUCUCAAUCAUCUCGUCCGCUCAAAACCCUAAUUCCUUAACGCCGACCUGAGGAGGAGGACGAAGAAGAAGAGGAAGCAGCAGUAGCGGCGGCAAUGUCGGGGCGUGGCAAGGGAGGGAAGGGGCUGGGAAAGGGCGGGGCGAAGCGCCAUCGCAAGGUGCUCCGCGACAACAUCCAGGGGAUCACGAAGCCGGCGAUCCGGCGCCUGGCGCGGCGCGGUGGCGUGAAGCGCAUCAGCGGUCUCAUCUACGAGGAGACGCGCGGCGUGCUCAAGAUCUUCCUCGAGAACGUCAUCCGCGACGCCGUCACCUACACUGAGCACGCCCGCCGCAAGACCGUCACCGCCAUGGACGUCGUCUACGCCCUCAAGCGCCAGGGCCGCACCCUCUACGGCUUCGGCGGCUGAUCCUAGAAGCGCUUCUUCUUCUUCUUCUUCUUCUUCUUCUUCUUCUUCUUCAUCUGGCGCUUCUGCGUAAAGUAGGGUUUUAAUUGGGGGUUGUUUAGUGUAUUUUCUUUCUAAGCUUCGGACUGAUGAAUGUAGCGAAAAAUAUUAUUAUCUAUUAUAUUAAAGCAAAAAUCAUCUCGUCUC